AUGUACUCGGGCGGGAUGGAGCUCGAGCCGACGCACGCCCGCAUCAGGGCUCGGGCUGGCACACAAUGGCCCCUUGACACGUUGGCAGCUGAUCGUCGACGCACAUCGGAGCUGGCUCGAGCAGCAUUGGCAUCACCAGACCAAGACGAGUUGCUGCUGCAGUCCAGCGAACCAUCGGAGCCAUGCCGAACCGAGGGGCCGGCGCCUCCAAGCGGCGGUGCGGCCGACGCUCCUCAUGGUCCCCUCCUCAUUCAAAGCAACGAGCGACGAGAGCCGCGUCAAAGUGCCUUGCUUCCGUUCCGUGCACGCGCUUCUGUUGUCGAGCUGCCGCCGCCCUGUCAACGCCGAGUCGAGUUGUUGCUCUGCACAGCAUUGCGCACUCUGGCUACAGUGCAGCUCUCGUGCAGCCACCAGCGCGGCAUCUCGCCGAUCCCUCGUCCUUGCGUCGACGCUCUUUUUCGCCCGCGUCGUGACCGUCCUCACAUUAUCGCCGUUGCCAUAGGAUUCACUUCGCUUGCUUCCGCUUGCUUUCGCUUGCUCCGUCAGCUGCUCCUGUCUGCGUCGGCGUCGGCGUCGUUGCACCUCUCGCCUUCCACCAUCUGCUCCUGCAUCCUCUUGCCGGCUGCUCUCUCUCUCUCUCCCUUUCGAUCGCCUUUGCCUCGUCUCGCCUUGCACCACGCCGCAUCGCCUCGCACCGCAUUGCACCGCACAACCUCGCUUGACCGCUAUCGCCGCUGCUGCCGACGCCCACGCCGCUGCUCGAACCGCAGCACCUUUGCAUUCGCCUUCCACCACCACACCGACUCGCUCUGGCAAGCGCUUCGCCAAUCGUUUCCUCGCUCGACAUCCACCACGCGGCGUCGCUUCACCUGCUCGUUCCCGUUUCAUGCCCGUCUCGCCAUCGACUCGGCCUAG
Molecule: messenger RNA, 915 nt
Organism: Moesziomyces aphidis
Lineage: Eukaryota; Fungi; Basidiomycota; Ustilaginomycetes; Ustilaginales; Ustilaginaceae
Source: the annotation of a GenBank genome assembly